AUGACGAUCCACCAGCAGUUUCGGGCCGACUCUGCCCUCCCGCAGGGCUCAUUGAUCCUCGUCACAGGAGCGUCUGGAUUUCUUGCAAGCCAUAUCAUCACUGAAGCUCUACACUUGGGAUUUUGUGUACGUGGAGUUGUUCGCUCGAAGGAUAAGGGAAAGCAGACCGAAGCCUUGUUCAACUCACCGAAGUACUCCUCGGUGGUUGUCCAGGAUAUGGCGGCUGAUAAACCGUUUGACGGCGUCCUCCACGAUGUGGACGGCAUCAUUCAUUGCGCAUCAGUCACAACCUUUUCUCCAGAUGCGGAAUCAGUGAUCCCCCCAACAAUCACGGGGACACUUAAUAUAUUACACGCGGCGAUUCGGCAGUCGAAUGUGGUACGGUUUGUGUACACUUCAUCUGCCACAGCUGUUACCUUCCCGUGCAACAAUCUCAACGGAAUAAUUACAGCAGCAGCCUGGAACCACGAGGCCGUGAAUAUGGCACAACAGGCGGCUGCAGACUCGCCAGACAUGCCCUUCCUUGUCUACUCAGCGAGCAAGAUGCAGGCCGAGCAGGCCGUUUGGCGGUUCACACGAGAAGAAAAGCCUCAUUUCACGGUCAAUUGUGUCCUGCCCGCGACCAGCUUCGGCCGCAUUUUAGGGCCUGCUGGGGAGUCAGGCAAAUAUAUCCCCGAUCUGGUGCUGCGACGGGCUGUGUCAACACACCUUCCUCCGCAAUACAUAGUUGACGUCAAAGACUCGGCGCGCAUUCAUCUGGCUGCUCUGCUGGACGUGACCGUUGCAAAUGAGCGAGUAUUGGCGUUUGGGCAUUCUAUCAACUGGAAUGACAUUAUCGAUAGCAUCCAGCAGUCGCGACCGGAGCUUCAACUGCCCACCCGUAUUCCAGGCUUAGGCCGAGAUUUGAGGGAGGUCGAAAACUCCCUAGCGGUGAACUUGUUGAAGAAAUGGUGGGACAAGGAUGCGUUCACUGAGCUGGAUGAGACUGUACGUGAGAACUUAGUAGGAGUUAAUGGAUGA
This is a messenger RNA of Penicillium longicatenatum, 1020 nucleotides long. RefSeq lists its product as uncharacterized. NCBI's taxonomy places the organism in Eukaryota, Fungi, Ascomycota, Eurotiomycetes, Eurotiales, Aspergillaceae. The coding region runs from base 1 to 1020 and encodes 339 amino acids. The record is from RefSeq and is a predicted model, not a curated record. Gene Ontology annotation, molecular function: oxidoreductase activity, acting on the CH-OH group of donors, NAD or NADP as acceptor. The transcript is spliced from 2 exons.